This is a messenger RNA of Phyllopteryx taeniolatus (common seadragon), 2253 nucleotides long. Its product is annotated as chemerin-like receptor 1. The transcript is spliced from 2 exons. Lineage: Eukaryota; Metazoa; Chordata; Actinopteri; Syngnathiformes; Syngnathidae. Gene Ontology annotation, biological process: phospholipase C-activating G protein-coupled receptor signaling pathway; inflammatory response; complement receptor mediated signaling pathway. Bases 561 to 1670 code for a protein of 369 amino acids. The record is from RefSeq and is a predicted model, not a curated record. Gene Ontology annotation, cellular component: plasma membrane. Gene Ontology annotation, molecular function: G protein-coupled receptor activity; complement receptor activity.
CAGCAACAGCCUGACUCCGCUCAUCGCCACCUAUUGCCGGGGGAGUGAAGAGAAGCGACAGUUAGAGAGGCCAAAAUCCAAAUGUCAGGGGGUGAGUCAGUGCGAGAGACUAGUUGCAUACGAGGUGUGGUUCAACCAAAUGCGAUAUUGUAGAAAUAAGUCUUGAGUCGAGAUUUAAACAUUUCGACAGAGGCUAAGCAGAAAAUGCUCUAGAACCUUCUGACUUCGUUUUAGCUCUCGGAGUCCCAAAAAAGACCAGCAUGUCGUGACCAUAAGGCUCAGGAUGGAGUGAGAAAAUAAAAGAUCAACAAAUUUAACAAGACACUAAUGGGAGCACGUUGGCCAAGUUGUUAGCACGUCUACUAAGUUUACAUGUUCUCUUUGUGCUUGCGUGGGUUUUCCAAGCUCAAGCUUCCUCCCACAUUCAAAAACAUGGUUAAAAAAAGACUAAUGUGGUGUCAUCACACCUGUUGCUUUAUUAGAGCGAUGGACUCGAGUAACUUCUUCUUUUGUUGCAUAUCUUCAGCUCACUGGAGAGCUUUGAGAAAGGUUUCAAGACAAUGGAGGUCACGACUCUAUCUGUCUUUCCCAUUAAUAAAACCACUUCAACUGGAGAGGACUUCAAUGACUCAAAUGACCUUUUUGGGAACCAAACAAGCGAUCCAUACGCUCAGCUGAGGCAUUCUCUCAAUAUCAUGUCAAUUGUCAUUUACUCCCUGGCUUUCGUCCUGGGCGUGCUGGGCAAUGGCGUUGUUAUCUGGGUAACUGGAUUCAUGAUGAAGAAAACCGUUAAUACAGUAUGGUUCCUCAACCUUGCCGUGGCUGACUUCCUCUUCACAGCCUUCCUUCCUUUGAGUGUGGUUUACACUGCUCUACAAUUCCACUGGCCCUUCGGGACAUUCAUGUGUAAGCUAAGUAGUGCAGUUAGUGCUCUCAACAUGUUCGCCAGUGUUUACAUCCUGAUGGUGAUCAGCAUUGACCGAUGCAUGUCUGUGGUGUUCCCUGUUUGGGCCCAGAAUCACCGUAGUGUCCAGAAGGCUUCCCGUGUGAGUGUGUGUGCUUGGGUGUUGGCACUGAUUCUAAGCACUCCAUUCUUCGUCUUCAGGGACACAGGCCCAUCGUUCUUCAGUAAAGAUGUCAUUAACUGCUUCAACAACUUUGUAUUUUCUGAGGACUUUACACCAGAGCUGAAUCAGCUCCGAUUGUUCCGCCAUCAGGCCAUAACAGUGACUCGCUUCCUCCUGAGUUUUGCUAUCCCCUUCACCGUCAUUGUCUCCUGUUACGCUGCCAUCAUCCAUCGCCUCAGAAAGAAUCCCAACCUGGCCAGCCAAUCAAGCCGCACCUUUAAGAUCAUUGCUGCCGUUAUAAUUGUUUUUUUCCUCUGCUGGGCUCCCUUUCACAUCCUUGUUUUAAUGGAGCUAACCAGUUACAAGUACACAAGUGUAGUAUUCCAAAGUGUCGUAACGCUCGGGCUCCCAAUUGCCACGAGCUUGGCCUUCAUCAACAGCUGCCUAAAUCCACUGCUCUAUGUGUUCAUGGGACAAGAUUUCAAGGCUAAAGUUUGCAAAUCCAUUGUGAAAGCACUGGAGACUGCUUUUCAGGAAGAAGGCUCUCAUGCAGACUCAAAGACAGUUGAAACCAGUCAGGGCAAUGAAAAUAGUUACGUUUGAGUCUCUUGGAGACACGGUUCCAACAGAUACAGAAACAUUACAUUGUAAAUAAUUGCAACAAAAAUGUAAAUGUUGCUGUUUUAGCUUUUGCAGUCUUUAUUCGUAGUUUGGGUGUCUAAAUCUUGACUUGAACCACUGACUUAAUGAAUACAGGUACAUCUCAAUAAUUUGGAAAAGUAUAGAAAAGUUAAUUUCUUUCAGUACUCAUACAUUAUAUACAUUUAUUAUACACUUGAGAAAAUACUUUUCGGAGGGAAAAUUCCUGCCUAAUUUCAACAUUAAAAAUCAUUUUCAUUGUUUGUUGAAUUUUUUUUUUUUUUUUUACACAAUUUUCGAGUUUUUAGAAAUGAAGGAUUUGAGGUUUUCAUUUGCUAUAAGCUAUAAUCAAACAUAUUUUAAAAAACAUCAUGAAAUAUUUCACUCUGAGUGUCCGUAGUGCUUAUCUAUAAUGAGUUUUACUUUUUGAAUUGAACUAACUAAACUCCUGACACUAUUCUAUUUUAUUGAGAUGUACCUGUAUAUUGUUCCUGCAUGUUGUGUUAAAAAUGCAUGGCUAAAUAACCAAUUAAAUUGUGCAUCUCCA